AUGGAUAAUCGUUUCGUUUGUUAUUACACAAAUACCACAUAUUCAUCCAUUAAAUCGAAGGGCCUAGAGCAAAAUAUAAAUAGGUUUUUUGCCAAAGAAGAUUUACCCAAAAACUCUUAUACAACCCCAGGGAACGAUCUACCAAAUAGUGACCGAUGUGAGACUAUACACAUCGGCGUAGUUUGCUCAGGAUUCGGUGCUAGUUUGUAUUUUCAUACUCUUUUAAAAUCCAUUUACUUUUAUAGAGUUAAUCCCCUACACAUUCAUGUCAUUGCGAACAGUAUUUCUGAGAAGAUUUUGAGGACAUUGUUCGAUACUUGGAAUGUGCCACAGGUAAACAUCACAUUCUACGAUUUAAAUCGGUAUACAAGCGAGUUGAGAUGGAUACCAAACAGUCAUUAUUCUGGGAUACACGGACUGAUGAAAUUGGUGUUCCCAAGAAUCAUACCUAUUGAAUUAACUAGCAAAUUAUUGGUGCUAGAUACUGACAUCACAGUUGUGAACGAUAUAUAUGAGCUGUGGAGCUUGUUCAAAUAUUUCAAUAAAAAACAGGCUAUUGGCAUAGUUGAAAACCAGAGCAAUUAUUAUACAGAAAGAAGCCAACAUUACAAUCCAUGGCCUGCUAUAGGGAGAGGAUUCAACUCAGGAGUACUCCUGUACAAUUUAUUAGUUCUAAAGAGAAUGGAGUGGCCCAAGUUAUGGUCCGAGGUGACUAAGAGGACUACCCUCGUAUACGGGCCUACCCGUUUGGCAGAUCAGGAUAUAAUAAACGCUGUCUUGAAGGAGAAUCCUGAGAUGCUGUUUGAAGUGCCUUGUUAUUGGAAUACACAACUAAGCGAUCGCACAUUGAGCCAAAGCUGUUACAAACAGCAUGUAGUUAAGAUAAUCCAUUGGAAUUCCCCUAAAAAAUACAAUGUACACAACAAAGACGGUGAUUACUUUAGAAAUGUCGCCUCUGGAUUCAUGGAAUAUAAUGGAAAUUUGUUAAGGAAGCAGUUAUUAUUCUGUAAUAAAGCUCAAGCUGUUGCAACUAAUCAUUCAGAGGAGCUUUGUUCGGAAUUCCAUAGACUUUUAAGCACAAGUUGGAGGACGCUUCUCUUUUUUAGGGAAUAUAAACAUUCCGUUUCAGUAAAUGAUGUUACAUUUGUUGCUCAAUUGUCUUACGAUAGGUUACAGACCAUAGAAGAACUUGUUAAAUGUUGGCCAGGCCCUAUAAGCCUGACACUGUAUGUAUCUGAUCCAGAGUUAGAAAAAAGUAUAUCGUUUAUAUCUAGUUCUGAUAUAUUACAGCAGAGAUCGAACGUUGCAUAUCAUGCUGUUUUUAAAGACGGUGACUUCUAUCCAAUAAAUAUGUUGAGGAAUGUGGGACUGCGCCAAGUACAAACCCCUUACGUGUUCUUAGCGGACAUAGACUUCUUACCAAACAAAAACCUUUACGAGAUGCUCAUAAAACACCUAUUUUCCAUGGCAUUUAUGGAAAAUAAGGCAUUGGUUGUUCCGGCUUUCGAAAUACAAUCAUACGGUAAUCUUAUCCCGAGGAACAAAAAGCAGCUACUGAAGGGACUGAAGAAUAAGUCCGUCGUUCCAUUCCUAUCCAGUAUUUGGUCACUGGGCCACGCCCCUACAAAUUACGAGAAAUGGAAGACUGCAGACGAACCGUACAAGGUUAUGUGGGAGCCUGACUAUGAACCGUACGUGGUCGUUCGGAGGGACGUGGUGGAAUAUGACGAGAGAUUCCUCGGGUUCGGUUGGAACAAAGUUUCGCACAUCAUGGAACUGGAAGCACAGAAUUACGAAUUCGUUGUUCUGCCUGAUGUUUUUAUCGUUCACAAGCCUCACGCGCCCAGUUACGACAUAGGAAGGUUCAGGUCUUCGCCUUCCUACAGACUUUGCCUUCAAAUGUUGAAGGAGGAGUUCAUACAAAAGCUCAACAAAAUGUAUAAUCGUGUGUUCGAGUAUUCAAAUUCCUCACUGAACUUUCCUAGUAUCCCAAAUAAGCGUAAGAAAAGGAAUUUUCUUCCACCCGCUCAAACAACAGUCGAAACCAACACCGACUACCCUUCCAACACAGAAUGAUCAGUGCUACCAAUUUUCAUAUAAAUGUUCUCAUCCAUGACAUAUUGAAAUUCAGUCGAGCAAAUCAGCCAUAUUUAUCAUGUGUGAUAGUUACCAGUAAGUUAUAUGUCAAAAGUUUUAAGAGGUUGUUUAUACUAUAUCGUUUCAAAUUUUUAAAUGUAUUAAAAUAUAUAAGUGACAUGUA
Messenger RNA from Anoplophora glabripennis (Asian longhorned beetle), 2260 nucleotides. RefSeq names its product LARGE xylosyl- and glucuronyltransferase 2. The transcript has 11 exons. Gene Ontology annotation, molecular function: glucuronosyltransferase activity; xylosyltransferase activity. The record is from RefSeq and is a predicted model, not a curated record. NCBI's taxonomy places the organism in Eukaryota, Metazoa, Arthropoda, Insecta, Coleoptera, Cerambycidae. Gene Ontology annotation, biological process: protein O-linked glycosylation via mannose. The coding region runs from base 1 to 2076 and encodes 691 amino acids.